Molecule: messenger RNA, 2438 nt
Organism: Corticium candelabrum
Lineage: Eukaryota; Metazoa; Porifera; Homoscleromorpha; Homosclerophorida; Plakinidae
Exons: 1
Coding region: 114-2297 (727 amino acids)
Biological process (GO): carbohydrate metabolic process
Source: RefSeq, a predicted model, not a curated record
UGUUUGUUCUUGUUCUCUUCCUGUUUGCAUCGACUGUCGAUUCUCUCGACCCGUCGUGGGUUUCCGCCUACAAUGUCGUCUGGACUAGCGCGACGGCUGACGAAAAGGGGUCGAUGCCGCUCGGCAAUGGGGACUUGGCCAGCAACGUGUGGCUCGAGAACUCGACAGGCGAUGUCCUUUUCUACUUGGCCAAACCCGACGCGUGGGAUUCCAACGCGAACCUACUCAAGGCGGGCAGAGUGAGGAUACAUUACGAUCCUCCUCUCUACACUGUCGCUGAUAGCCAGCAAUACAAACAGACUCUGGAUUUACUGACGGGCAGUGUGUCUAUCGAGUCCGCCGGUUACUCUGUCCUUCUAUUUAUUGACUCGAGCCUCAACACGUUUCGAGUCAAGACACAGCGUACGGACGCCAAACCGUUUGGCGCAACCGUUUCGCUGGAAGUUUGGCGCACUAGCCCGACGGCAGCGAGCGGUUCCUUCUGUAAGGCGCGCAUUACGUCUCCCGAUACCGUCGUCGACCCGGUGCCGACAUACUUCACCGGAAGCAUCGUUUGGUAUCACAGGAAUUUACUGAAAAGCGGUACCACUGAUUACUGGACAGAUGCUCUUACACUUCAAGGGCUCGGUAGCCUAACUAAGUUGCUCUGGGACCCUCUGGCUAACGUCACGUUUGGAGGAAUUAUACGUGGGCCGAACCUGAAGCGGUUAAACAGUACGACACUAGCCGGAUCGGAUCUGAAAGAAUUAGACGUGGCUGUAACGGUAGAGACACUGCAAGCUAACAAUUCGGUAGACGAAUGGUUUGAGUAUGUAAACAAGCAGGCGAGCAGUAAUCCCGACGUCGACGUGAGUUUCAACAAGACAGCAGCCGCCUGGAUGAGUUUCUGGUCUCGCUCGGGAGUCAUUAUCAACGACACUUCAGGUGGUGAAGGUCCGACGAACGACGGCUACAUGAUUUCUGCGCAGUCCGUCUACCAACGAUUCCUUGACGCGUGCGAUGGACGCGGUAGCUUGCCUAUAAAGUUCAACGGUCAGCUGUUUUCGGUAGACGUGGGGAAAGGGCCCGAUUACCGUGAUUGGGGAGGCGGAUUUUGGUGGCAGAAUACCCGACAGCCAUACUACAAUAUGCUCGCUUCUGGCGACUUGGAUUUGUUAAGAGCGGUUUAUCCAUUCUAUUUGAGAUUGUUGCCUCUCGUCGGCAACAGAACACAGAUUUAUUUCAAUCAUAGCGGCGGUUAUUUUCCGGAGACAAUGACUCACUUCGGAACGUACGAAAAUGGCGGCUUAGGGUAUGGGUGUACGCAGAAGCAGAAAGACAUCGGCAUACCUGAUAACACGUACAUCCGAUAUCACAUUGUAGGUUCGUUGGAGUUAGUAUUCUUGAUGCUAGACGACUUUCAUUUCACGCAGGACAAGACGGUCGCUGAGACGUUUCUCUUACCGAUAGCAGAGAUGGUGUUGACGUACUACGACGAGCAUUGGCCACAGAAGGAUUCUCAGGGAAAGACGAUUUUCUUUCCGGCUCAGUCGCUAGAAACGUGGCAGUGUAAAAGCGUGCCCGCCCGAGUAGAAGACUGUGUUACCAAUCCAACGCCGGACAUGGCCGGUCUUCAUGCAAUCUUACCGCGAAUGUUGCAGCUACCGGCCAGCGGAGUGACUGUAGACCCGAAGGAGGUAGACAGAUGGAAACGCAUGCUCGGUAGCUUACCCGAAAUUCCCGUAGGGAAGGACCAGCAUGGUGCCACAGUUGUCACGCCCGGCGAGAAGCUACCAGCACGGACAUCCAAUUCAGAAAACACCGAACUCUACACGGUCCAUCCGUUUCGUCUCUAUACGUUCGCUGGAACGAACGAAACCCUCACUCUAGCACGAAACACGUACAACGCUCGUCGUUUCCCAUGUAACAACGGAUGGUGUCAGGAUGUGAUGGACGCAGCGCUGCUAGGACUAACCGACGACGCCAAAGGCAAGGUAACCGAUAGAGCGAAGGCCAGUCCUGCCGCCGGGUGGCGCUUCACAGGGUUUGCCGCUCAUUAUCAAGACUACGAGCCGAGUUUAGAUCAUUUGAGUACAAUGAGGACAGCCGUACAUUACAUGCUCGUACAGUGGUCGUCUGUUAACGACACCGUGUUUCUAUUCCCUUCGUGGCCCACUCAGUGGGAUGUCACGUUUAGGCUUCACGCACCACUGAGUACAGUGAUUGAAGCAUCGUGUAUAGGUGGCAAGCUGAAAUCCCUGACGGUAACUCCUGACACCAGAAAGAAAGACAUCAAGGUUAUCAACUGCAGCAUGUGAAACAAUUAAUUAACUAAAAAACUGCCAGUGCUGCGUAACUAGAGACUGUUGUUUGUUCACAUUGCGAGCUGUUUUGUAACAGAUAAAUUGUCUUCCCCGUUCAUUUCCACGUGUGAAUACAUAAGCUUGAGCGGCUGGACA